Molecule: messenger RNA, 3142 nt
Organism: Elaeis guineensis (African oil palm)
Lineage: Eukaryota; Viridiplantae; Streptophyta; Magnoliopsida; Arecales; Arecaceae
Source: RefSeq, a predicted model, not a curated record
UGGGGUUUAAGCAAAAGGGGCGGUUUUCAGGGUUUUGGCGAUCUCAAGGCGUGGAGGGGGAGAGAAAUAGAAUAUAAGAAAAGGGAGGUUUUCGUUUGAAAGAGCGAAUUUUUGGAACAAUAAGGCGUUCGUGGAGAGGAUUUUGAAUUCCGAAUUCUGAUCGAGAUCUAGAAUUCGUUUCUCUUUGGAAUUUUAAGGAGAUGCCUCAGAUUCUCCAACCGAGGUUGAAGUUUUCCGGACAUUAGUUAAUUAUAGACACCUCCAGGGUUUUACGUUCUCCGUCAUAGGUUCUGUGAAGCAAGGUACUUUUGCUGCUAUAUUCAUUUGAUUCGAGGAGUGGACCCUGCUUGAUUUGGUUUUGAAGACGAAUUAUGAAUGCAGAGGUGCUGUUUACUAGAAAUUGCUGAGUUUCUUGUAGCUGUGAGUCUUUGAGAUAUGGUGUUGCAGAAGAGGUUGGAUUAUGGAUCUAGUGGCUGCCAGGUUGCUGCAAUGCCACAUGUUCCAAGAUCAGCUAGGGGUAAGCGUUCUGUUAGAAAGAAGGUCGAGGACAAUCGGAUGGGUGCAUUUGAUUUGCUUGCCACUGUAGCAGGAAGGUUGCUAUCAGAGAGACACAACUCCUUGACUCCAUGUAACAUAACUGGAACAUCUAAUCCUACUGCUGGAAAGGAGAUUAUUAAACUGGAACAUUUUAAAGAUGAGAAGCCAUUCAAAGCUGAAACUUUUGAUCAAGGAAGCUGUGAUGAGAGUACUUUGGGUUCUGAUAUUGUUAUUCAGAGACAGGGUGGCUAUGCCUCAAAGGAGCAUUCGCAAACUCCAAAUGCAACUCGUUCAUCGCCUGCUUCUGCCAUUGUAAAGUCUGAAAAGAAGGACUCUUUUGCUGGGGAGUCAAUUAUUAGUAGUACAUGGGCCGAACGUGGAUAUUCUCUUGGCACCAAUACCAUCCCCAAAAAAUGUGGCACUCAGAGAUGCAUUCCUGGUUCUAUGGAAUCAUAUGAGUAUGAAGGAGAUGGAAUUAAUACUCCACUCCAAGCUGAAUGGCUAAUUUCUGGAAAAGUCAUAGAGAGGAAUGCUCCAGAUAUGUACAGUUCAGAGGAUCCAAUGGAUUUGGAUACUAAACCUCCUGCUUUGAUUAGUUCCGACAGCAGUGCUGAAGUGCCUUCUUGCAGAGAUCGUGUUCCUUAUAACAGUUCUGUUCCCAAGUGUGGGGAUGGAAUGGAAUUUUCUGUAUAUAGAGAUGAUGACGAACACUCCUCUGGGUGCACUCAUCCUAGCACUGUUACUACUAAUGCUUGUAGGGCACAACAUAUAGGAGACCGUAGGGUAAGGAAGCUUUUGACAUCCAAGUACUGGAAAGGUGAUCCAACUAUGUCAAAGGAUAGGCAGCUUGCCAAUACUGAUGUAGAAAUGAAGCCUAUUUUCCGCAGCAGGAGAAUGCCUUGCAGACGUCUUAGAACUCAAAGGAGUUCAUUCAAGAGGAAGAAGUUGUUUGAGCGCUGCUCAAUAUCAGCAUCUGAUGGAGGGAUAUUUCGUGAUGAUAUAACUAAUCCACCUGCAAAGAGUGGCAUCAAGUUAGAAGCAAGCGAUUCACCUGCAACUUUGCGUGGAGCGAAUGGUGCAUCAUCCUCUACAACUGGUGAAAAAUCAUCAUAUGAAUCGGGAGAUUACCAUGUGAAAUUUAGUAUCAAGUCUUUCAAGGUGCCAGAACUUUUUAUCGAGCUUCCUGAAAAUGCCACUGUUGGGUCUUUGAAGCGGACGGUUCUGGACGCUGUGACUGCUUUUCUUGGAGGUGGACUGCGUGUUGGUGUUCUUCUCCAAGGAAAGAAGGUUAGAGAUGACAGCAAAACCCUGCGCCAGGCUAAUAUUGCUCGUGCUGAAAAGCUGGACAAUUUGGGCUUCACAUUGGAGCCAAAUCCCAGACCAGCGACAGCACCCCUGACCAGCCCUGACGAUCCCCAUCUUCUUCACCCUGAUGAUGCUCCGGAACCUUUAGCAAGGAUCGCACCUGAAAAACCUGCACCAUAUCAAGGGGCAUCUGAUGCCACCCCACAGCCUGUACUAACCUCUGCAGCAAACGGCCCUGAGAGUGAUCGCGAUUCUGUUCACUCACCCGCCGAUGCGCCUUCUCUGGACAGAACCCGAGCUUUAGUUCCAGUGCCGCAAAUGAAUGUCGAGGCCUUGCCUGUGGUUCCGCUUCGCAAGUCGAGGCGCUCUGAGAUGGUCCAACGCCGCAUCAGGAGACCCUUCUCAGUCGCUGAGGUGGAAGCACUUGUCCAGGCCGUCGAAAAGCUCGGGACCGGAAGGUCCGUGCUCAUCACUUCUCUUCCAACUAACCCGAUAGUACACCAUUGCCGGCCGUCCAUUUUCUUACUCCAUAUCUCUUUUUCCAGAUGGCGGGAUGUCAAGCUUCGGGCCUUCGACGACGCAAAGCACCGGACUUACGUUGAUCUUAAGGACAAGUGGAAGACGCUGGUGCACACCGCCAGGAUUUCCCCUCAGCAGAGGAGGGGGGAGCCGGUCCCCCAGGAAUUGUUGGACCGGGUUCUGUCAGCCCACGCGUAUUGGUCUCAGCAGCAAGCCAAGCUCCAGGUCAAACCGCCGGCACAAACUUGCCUGCUAUUCUAAUUUGCAUCCUACUACCCUUCUCAGAAGCUAGGGCGACAUCUGAUCCAUGUGUAAAGACAAACCUCUCACCCACCCACCCAGCCGAAAAAAAGAAAAAAAAAAAGACACAAAAGGUACAAAAAGUUUACAGAUCUGUGUAAUAUUUACUCACCAUUAUUUUUUUAAGCCAGGGUUCCGCUCUUAUGAAUUAUCAAAGGAAGGGACUUUCUUUGGCGGUUGUACAUGAUCGGUGAUCCGGGAAAAAACAAUGGAAUAACCCAGCUGUGGCCCCUAACGGCACUCGCGUCUCUAUGGACGCAUUCCCAUUCUGAUUAAACCAAAAAAAAAAAAAUCUUCACCCACUCAAUUUAGUUCAUUGUUUUUUGGAGGCUGUUAUUUGAAAAAGGUAAAGAUAGCAAGGAUUCAUGAAUUCUUUUCGGAUGUUAUAGGGUCUCAUGGUUGUCAAUCUUUUUAACGAUGUAAUUUUUUAAUAAAUAUUGUACUUUUUGGAACACAUUGUUCAAUGUAGAGAAAUGAUCAA